This is a messenger RNA of Saccharomycodes ludwigii, 3288 nucleotides long. RefSeq names its product mitogen-activated protein kinase kinase PBS2 (gene PBS2). The record is from RefSeq and is a predicted model, not a curated record. Gene Ontology annotation, molecular function: MAP kinase kinase activity; ATP binding. The coding region runs from base 1 to 3288 and encodes 1095 amino acids. Lineage: Eukaryota; Fungi; Ascomycota; Saccharomycetes; Saccharomycodales; Saccharomycodaceae. The transcript has a single exon. Gene Ontology annotation, biological process: MAPK cascade; protein phosphorylation; cellular hyperosmotic response.
AUGGAAGAGGACAAAUUUAACAGAUUGCAUAUUACUCCAAAACCUACUAAUAGCAAUAGCAACAAUAACAAUAAUAUUGGCAAAGGUAAUUAUCAUAAAACAAACACUCUCAAUACUGAUGGACAGCAGCAAAAGAACUCAUCUAUUAUGUCAUCACCUUUAUUUCUAGCAAAAUCCCAAUCUGUAAAUACUAGUCAGCUUCAUGCCAAUAUUACUAAUGGUUACCAAUUUAACCAUCAUCAAUUACAACACCAAGUAUCGUUACAGAAUAUGCGUCGUUCAUCCACAAGUAGUAAUUCUUCAAUCAAUUCAAUAUCAUCGACGUCCACCGGUGGUGGGACGUCAGCUAUACCUUGCACGUCAAAUAAUAGUAAUAGUAUUAAUACUUGCAUUUCAAACAAUAGUACUAGCAAUAGUACUAGUAAUAGCAAUAGCAAUAGCAAUGGCAAUAGCAAUGGCAAUAGCAAUAGCAAUGGCAAUAGCAAUAGCAAUGGCAAUAGCAACGGCAACAACAACAACAAUAGCAUCAUCAUUAACAACAACAACAACAACAACAACAACAACAACAACAAUAGCAACAGCAACAGCAACAGCAACAACACUAACAGUAGCAAAAUUAAUGCAAACUUGCAGGCUAGAGUGUUAGCAUUUCAGGAGCAAAGACAAUUAAAGAGAAGUGGUAGUACAAGUAGUACAACGUCCAAUAAAUCAAAUAUUAAGGAUAACAUUGGUAAUACUAAUAUACAGGGUAAAAACUGUAGUGUUUAUAGAUCUAUAUCUUCUUCCUCCUCAAAUUCUCUAGAGACUUUACAGCCAGUUCAACUGUCUGUGCCUCAAAUAGAGAUAGGUCCGCCUCCAAUUGUUGUUGAAGAUGUGAAUAAGAUUAUCAAUAAGCCAUUACCUCCUUUGCCAACUGAAGAUACACCACUUAACAAUAUUACGGAUACGAAUAUAGGAAGUACGUUUGCUACCAAUGUAGGCACCGGCAAAGCUACUAUAAUAUCCAAUGAAAUCAACAUGAACUUUGGUUUGCCAUCAAAGGAACAAGAAAAAAAGCAAACAACAACUAGACUAUCACAACUAGAUAGUAAUAAUAGUAAACUUGAAAGUACAAAUAGUAGCAAGAAUAAUAAUAACGUUGAAAUACAAAAUAUUAACCUUAAUGGGACUAUUACUGAGAUUAAAAAAGACAGCAUUAACUCUUUUGGUAGCGGCCAUAACACAAAUAAUAACACGAAUAUACCGACACCGAAAUUAGAUAAUGUACCUUUCAGCCAUGAUAAUACUUGUAAUAAGUUGGAUAUGACUUCUGCUAAUAAUACCAGUAAUAAAAUUAAUAAUAUUCCAAGAAACUAUGCAAUAAAUACUAAUUUUACUAGCGCUAGUAAACCUAUAAUUGCAAAACCUGUUAGAAAAGCGCCUCCUAUUCCCAACCAGUUAAAAUUUAUGCCACAACUUAAUACUACUAUCGCUAUGAAAAAUAAUCACAGUAAUAGUAGUAGUAAUGAUAAUAAUGUUAAGCAAUUUGUUUAUCCGAACGACGGCAUUGUUGGUAUGAGUACCAGCAAUACUGCUCCAAGUGCAGCUGCUUUUGAACGAAUGAUGAACAGCAAUAAUAACAUUACUGUUAACACACAGGUUCCUUCCAUAAUACAUACCGAAGCAAAAGAGCAUACGGCUAUCCCAAACACUAGUACAGCAGUUGCUAACAACAAGAACACUGGUAAUGUUAUUCGUCCAAAAGCUAACAAUGAAAAAUUGACCAAAAAGCCUAGUUUGAGCGCUAGACGUGGGUUAAAAUUAGACUUUUCAAAAUUGGCACCUGCACCUUUAGGUAAAUCAUCGAAUGGUGCAUUGGCUACUAAUGUUAACCAAAACCACACACAUCAACAUAUUCCAAGCAGUAUUAUUAAUACCAGUAACAAUGGAAACACCGGUGCUAUUAAGAUAGGUGAAUCCGAAACUACUGUUAGUGGCAAUAAUAGUCGGUUGCCCAGGAAUUUAUUAAGAUCUUCCUCGCCGAUGACUUUGGCUACUGCUACUGUAGUGAGUAAUGGUAGUAAUAGUGGCAAUUCUCUAAGUUCAAGCGAUGGUGAUGGCAGUACUAGUAUUGGAUCUACCGGCAAUUCUAAGGGGAAGGGGAGCAAUAGCCGUGGUAGCACAGGUACAAAUGGUCUUUUUGCCAAUUUUUCCAAGUACGUGGAUAUUAAAUCGGGCUCAUUAAAUUUUGCGGGCAAACUAUCUCUAUCUAGUAAAGGGAUAGCUUUUUCAAAUGGAUCAUCUUUUAGAAUAACCUUAGAUGAGUUGGAGUUUCUGGAGGAAUUAGGGCACGGUAAUUAUGGGAAUGUCUCGAAAGUGUUACAUAAACCUACAAACAUUCAAAUGGCUAUGAAAGAGGUUAGAUUAGAAUUGGAUGAAGCCAAGUUUAGACAGAUUUUGAUGGAAUUAGAAGUUUUGCACAAGUGUGUAUCUCCAUAUAUAGUUGAUUUUUAUGGUGCAUUUUUUAUUGAAGGUGCCGUCUAUAUGUGUAUGGAAUACAUGGACGGUGGUUCGUUAGAUAAAAUUUAUGAUCCUGAUGUGCACUUGGGUGGAAUUGAUGAACCUCAAUUAGCUUACAUUGCUAAUGCGGUAAUUAAUGGGUUAAAAGAGCUAAAGGAUAACCAUAACAUUAUUCAUAGAGACGUCAAACCUACCAAUAUCUUAUGCAGCGCAUCACAAGGCACUGUUAAGUUAUGUGACUUUGGUGUUAGUGGGAAUUUAGUAGCAAGUUUAGCCAAAACCAACAUUGGUUGUCAGUCGUAUAUGGCUCCGGAACGGAUCAAAUCUUUGAAUCCUGACACAACCACGUACUCAGUCCAAAGUGAUAUUUGGUCUUUGGGGUUAAGUUUGCUUGAAAUGGCUUUGGGACAAUAUCCUUAUCCACCAGAGACCUACGAUAACAUCUUUUCUCAGUUAAGCGCUAUUGUCGAUGGACCACCGCCAAGAUUACCCAGCGAUAGAUUUAGUAGGGAUGCACAAGAUUUUAUAUCUUUAUGUCUACAUAAGAAUCCUGAAAGACGACCAACUUAUGCCUCUUUAUUGAAACAUCCAUGGUUGCAGAAAUAUGCAAAUGUUGAUGUUAAUAUGAAUGAUUAUAUCAGUGAUAGGUUGGCUAAAGCGGAUCAAUAUUUAAAAGAAAUCAAUGAUUCAGACGAUUAUGACAAUGAUAAUACCAAUGUAAGCGGUUCACAACGGCAACGAGAACUCCUAUUACCUGCACUACAUAGGGGUGGUGCUAAUAAUUUUUGA